GAUCCUUCAACGUGCGAUCGACAUCGGCCCCCAGAAUUCAUCUCGACAGAAAUGAAUUUGCUGGGCAUCGCGAUUAUGUCUAACAGCCUUACCGGGUUCAGGACUCCAGCAACCAUCGUGAUCUCACCACCAAAGUCCCUUUCGCGUCAACCUUCUUCAACUUAAAUAAGAUGUUGCUACUCCUCAUCCUCAACUACCACAAACCAAGACAGUCUCAAGCGCAAACCAUCACACUCUUUCUCAGGACGACAGUCCUUGCUUUCUCUCUUUCAUUAGCCUGAUAUGCCACGAUUCAGAAACCAAUCAUGAAGACUUCUGCCACUCUUUUGGCCUUUGUGGCCGCUUCCAAUGCCUCGCCUCUUGGUCUCUCCGUCAAGCGGGAUGCCUUUGAUAGCAAGGAUGCCAUGUGCAAAGGAUGGGAUCUCACAACUCCCGAGGGCGCUGACAAGCUCUGGGAAGAUACCUACGCCGGAGCAUCUCUUGACCUCUUCAUCAAGUCUCAGUGGGAACACGAGAACUCUUGGGUGAAGAACCUCGAAGACUUGGUCUCAGGUGGCACAUCGGGCAAGUCCGGUGCUGCCGGCUGCUCGGCUCUUGGAAACGAGUGCAAGCCGUUGAACGACAUGACCUGCGAUGCGCAAUACGACGCAUACGGCAAGACCCCUAUUGGCAAGAACUCCUACUGGAUCUUCCAGGCGGUCAAGGGCAUGCAUGCCAAGUUCAACGAGCUGAAUCGCCAGCUCACUAAGGAGACUCUCAUCAGCGGACUGCAGAUUGGUCAGAUGGUGACCGACUUCCAAGGAAACCAGGACGACCCUGGCGACGUCCUUGGCUGGCUUUCAGCCGCCGCUUCCAUGGGUGGUGCUAUCGGUGGUCUGGUUCCUGGAGCUGGAACUGCCAUCGCUGGUGGCUUCGGCAUGCUCAGCGGCAUCUUCUCCGGACUGGCUGCCUCUAACAGCGCCGACGAGAUCGAUCAAGGCUCAAUUUCGGCCGCCCUGGCUGACGCUUUCAAGCAAGCCACCGGUGCCCUUGAGAACACACUUCGCAUCGCCACCGGCGGCGGCACCAGCCAGGCGGAGUACGACUCGCUCCCGGCCCCCAAGUGGGACACCUUCCAGAGCAAGAUCACAAAGUUCUACAAUGGCGGCUGGUUCCUCGUCGACGACGACGAGCAGGCCGUCACUGUCGCCCUCCAGUCCAUCAGCAACAACAUCAAGCCCAAGGUCGCCAACGACGUCAUGAGCGCCGCCAAACUCUACCUUGUGGCUGAUAGGCGCGAUGAGGUCAAGUCUCGCGAGACCUGCGGAUAUGCCACAGGACGGCAGUGGAUGGCGUUGCGGGAUGGCGAGGAGUACUGCUUCUACAUCAUGCGCAACAACCCCAACCCGGGCCCUGACAACGACUGGGUCGAGGUUGAGACCGAUAUCUAUGACAAGAUGGCCUCUUACGGACUCGGCAACCGUGAUCCGUACUACCGCGCCAUCAUUGACUGCGCGCUCAACGGUGGAGAUGACAAGGAUAAGGUUGACUUGAGCAACUUGGCUUGGGGCAAGGUCCCUACGUGCUACUUCAACCUGCCUGCAAUGUUCAUCGACAAGGACACCAAGACUGGCUGCGGAAGCCCUUUUGACAGUGCGGACUGCAACUACAUCGCUGCCACCCCGAUCUCUUAGAUGAACUUGGCGAUAGUCCCUGUCUUUCUCCUUCCCAGAUACCAAAUUUUGCCUCAUCGUGUACUACCUUAGCCUUCCAACACUGUAUAUAUAUGUUACUUAUUGCCUUAAUUCAACAACUGCC
Messenger RNA from Colletotrichum acutatum, 1797 nucleotides. RefSeq lists its product as uncharacterized. The record is from RefSeq and is a predicted model, not a curated record. Bases 306 to 1673 code for a protein of 455 amino acids. The transcript is spliced from 3 exons. NCBI's taxonomy places the organism in Eukaryota, Fungi, Ascomycota, Sordariomycetes, Glomerellales, Glomerellaceae.